This is a messenger RNA of Oncorhynchus mykiss (rainbow trout), 3639 nucleotides long. The record is from RefSeq and is a predicted model, not a curated record. NCBI's taxonomy places the organism in Eukaryota, Metazoa, Chordata, Actinopteri, Salmoniformes, Salmonidae.
AUGGCGAUGACCAACUUAGACUUGGAUGUGCCGGAUUUUGGGCCAGACAGGAACUGGAAAGGUAUCGCCAUCUCUCUGCUGGUCAUCAUGGUCAUACUGUCACUCAUUGGACUGGCCAUCGUUCUUCUUUCCAAAAAUGAUGGCGCGAAGUCUUUAGGCACCCAAUUGACACUGGAUGACCUCUUUCAACGAGAGUUCCAGGUGCAUGACCCUGAUGCUAAGUGGAUCAAUGAUGAGGAGAUAAUUUUCAGGAGCUGGGACGGUGAUGUGUUCAAAGCCAACACGCAUAGCAAUGAGACAGACCUCUUACUAAAAAACACCACUUUUGCAACAUUUAAGGCCUCCAAGUUUGCAGUUUCUCCAGAUCUAAACUUCGUUCUUCUGGGCUAUGACGUGAAACAGGUGUACCGGUACUCUUUCCUGGCAUCCUACUUGAUAUACAACCUGCAUACAAGGGAGGUACAGGAGCUGAACCCUCCAGAGGUGUCGGACUCGGUCCUGCAGUUUGCUUCCUGGGGCGUUCGGGAUCAACAGCUGGUGUAUGUCUUUGAAAACAACAUUUACUACCAGACGGAUGUCAAAAGCAGUUCUUGGAGACUGACGUCUUCAGGACAAGAAGGAGUGGUCUUCAAUGGCAUCGCUGAUUGGUUAUAUGAAGAGGAAGUGCUGCACUCUCAAGUGGCACACUGGUGGUCCCCUGACGGGUCACGACUGGCCUACCUCAACCUCAACGACACUCUGGUACCCAACAUGCUCCUGCCUCGCUUCACUGGCGCCCUCUACCCCAGGGGCCAACUGUACCCUUACCCCAAGGUAGGGCAGGUCAAUCCCACAGUUAAGCUUUACGUCGUCACCUUGGAUGGGGGAUCCCAGACAACUGAACUGCGACCUCCCAACAGCUUUGAAAAAAGUGACUACUACAUAACCAUGGUGAAAUGGGUCACAGAGGAGAAGAUUGGUGUGCGCUGGUUGAACCGAGCCCAGAACACCUCCAUCCUGUCGCUAUGUGAGGUCACUAUGGGGGCAUGUCUAAAAAAACAUGUGAUUACAUCAGAGAAGUGGCUUGAUCGUCAGAAUGAAGAGCCAUUGUUUUCCAAGGAUGGGAAUACCUUCUUCCUGACCAUGCCAAUAAAACAUGGCGGACGAGGGUCAUUCCACCAUAUCACCAUGAUAUCUGACCAGUUCAAUGGUGAUGAGGUCAACAUGCGCCACCUGACCUCUGGCAGCUGGGAGGUGUCUCAGAUCCUGGAGUAUGAUGAGGAAGCAGAUACAGUUUAUUUCCUUAGCACAGAAGAUAGUUCAAUACAAAGACAACUGUACAGGGUGUCGGCGGUAAACCCAUUUCAACGUGAAUGCCUGACCUGCUCCCUGUUCAAAACACAAUGCUCUUACUACGAUGCAGUCUUCAACCAAGACUAUCAAUAUGUCCUGCUGAACUGUAGAGGUCCUGGUAUACCAAGAACCACCCUUUACAAACUGAAUGACAUGAGCAAGAAUGACACUUUGGAGAAGAACACUGCACUAAGAGAUGCACUGAUAUAUAGGAAUAUACCAAGGAGAGAUAUCAGGACCCUACAAAUCAACAACUUUGCACUUCGUCUGGAGCUGACCUUGCCAAUAGAUUUUGAUGAGGCCACAGCGCAUCCACUUCUGCUGAUCCUUGACAGUGCCCCCGGUGGCCAGGCGGUGAGUGACCAGUUUGUUCUUGACUGGGACUCUGUUCUGGUCAGCUCAGAUAACGUCAUUGUGGCUCGCCUGGACGGCAGUGGGAGUGGGUUCCUGGGCCAGCGGGUCCUACAUGAAGUCCACCAGCGUUUGGGAACUGUGGAGGUGCAGGACCAGAUCGCAGCAGUAGAGUACCUGACCAAGCUGCCAUAUGUGGAUAAAAAUAAAGUUGCUGUUUAUGGAAAGGCUUAUGGGGGUUUCCUGAGCUCUCUUCUACUCCUCUCCUCUGGCUCCAUGUUCAGAUGUGGGGUUGCAGUUGCUCCCGUGACAGACUGGAGACUCUACGGUUCGGCCUUCACUGAGCGUUACUUUGGGUUUCCAGUCCAGGAUGAGCGUAAAUACCAACUCUCCAGUCUGCUUCCCAACAUCACAGGCACAGGUCAACGGAAGUUUCUCAUCAUCCAUGGAACAGCAGAUGCCACCGUUCAUUUCCAGCAUUCCGCGGAGCUGGUGAAACUUCUGUCAAUAUCAAAUGUUAACUACACUCUGCAGAUCUUCCCGGACGAAGGCCACAACAUUUACUCUGUGAAGAGCCAACGCUACUUGUUGAACUCUGUCAUGACCUUCUUCAGGGAAUGCUUCCUAGUGGAAAUCCCUGUAGCUCAUCCUGUGUCUGAGGAUGACUAGGAUGACCAUAUCUCACCUUGUUUUUGUAGAACCUGUUGCUCCUGGAAACGAGAAAGUGGUCUAUGACCUGCUUGUCUGAGGAACCACCAGUGAGAAGUGGUGAGGUAUGGUGAGACAAAGUGAAUGAGAGAGGGGUCAGACAAUGUUGUUGUGCUCUAUGAAGGGUAAUGAUAGGCUGAGAUGAGAUUGAAGAUUUUUCCUGUACAGUGAUAAUUUUUCCUAUUGCUAUGAUCACACAAUAGUUCACAUAGAAACAUUUUUGGGUAUUACCAGUGUUCUGCAAAUAUCAUAAGUAUACAGUUAGCGUGGUAGAGUUUCAGUAGAGAAGAAGGGAAACUUCAUAUUAGCUGUUUGUAUGGGAGAUAUGUUUUUGUCUUUACUGUUAAAGAUGUGAAGGGAGAUAUUUAUUUAUUUUUCCUUUUAAAGAAUAUAGUUAUUUCAGACAGCUGUAAUGUAUUGUGAAUUUUAUACCUAGAUACAUAUUCAAUUCUAAUAUGGCAUUUAAGCAGGCGCUUUUUAUCCAAAGCAAUUUACAGAGUAUGCAUUAGGGACAAAUACAGGUAAACGGGAUCCUUGGACUUCACUCUUCACAUUUCCCCCCCAAAAUAAAAUGACCUGGGAAAUUAAAACAUUUCCCCCAAUAUUGCACUAAUGCAAUUUUACAAAAUACACAAUCCUUGCAGAAGCAAAUUGGCAAACAUUUUAUAUAUAGCACAUUAUCCAAUCAGGUUAUCGCAUGGAAGCCUUUAGUCUAGAGAAUUUACUUCACACAAAGUCACAAUAAAUUCAAAGCACACACAAAAUUGACACUGCUGGACCGCAGACAAUACUUAAAUACAGUUUAGAGUUCUCAUCAGAACUGAAUAUUCUAAAAUGAGCCCGAACCCCCCCAAAAAAAUCCAGAUAAAAAAAACAACAACUAUAGGCUAUAUUGAUUUAAAAUGGUGUUGAGUACAACGUGGCGGUUGGGGUCCUUGCAGAGGAGUGAGUGGAUGAGGAAACAGCCAUUGGGACUAGAAAAAGCACAAAGAGAGGAAAACUCACCUUAUUUAUGAUCAACUGAUGCUGAAAAUAUUAUAAUCAAAUAGGCUCAUGCAAUUGAAAGCAUUGCUGCUACUGAAACUCACUCGGUCAUAUAUUCAACCGUUAUUCUAAUGUAGUUUGAGAGUUCUUUCAAUGGUGGAUGGAUGACUAUCUAUGUCAGGGGUGUCAAACUCAUUCCAUUUAGGGCCCAGUGUCUACUGGUUUUUGUUUUUUUCCUUUCAAUUAACACCUAUACAACCAGGU